AUGGAAACGAUCGAAGGCACAGCCACUGCCCGCGCCACGUGCUGCGGCGCCAGUGCGCCGAGUCUCAAGCGCGUUGUGCUCAACCCGCGCGCGUACCUCACGCCGUUCGUAGCGCUCGUGCUGUGCCACCACCUGCCGCUGCUGCUCGCGUACGGACUGAUCGACGCGCCCGACAGAGGCGACGACGGCCCGUGCGCGCGCCUCGACGAGCUCUUUCACUGGCUCUACGUCGCCUUCUUCCACCACCUCGUGCUGGCCGCGCUCAUGGUCACGGCCGUCGUCUACACGCUCUCCACGCGCGUGUACCACGAACGACGACCCGAGGGCUGGCUCAUUCUGUUGAUCUUCUUGGGGUACGGGGCGAACGCGGGCUGGGCAGCGUACGGCGAAGCUGGGUUUCGCACCGACACGAGCGCGUGUGGAGACACGAACUGGGAGCAAGUCCAAGACCGCGCCGACGCGAUCGGCCACUGCCAGCACUUUGACUUUGUGUUUACGCUCGCUGUCAUUGCUGCCGGCACGUGCACGUCGUACAUGUGUGGCGUGCACAGUGGCGACGACGUGGCUGAGGCCGAGACGCGCUGGCAGAACCGCUGUCUGUGCUGCUUCCAUGCGUUCACGUGCCACAAGACCGUGGAGCACGCAGGAGACGUGGACGUGUUUGAGUCGCUUGGCCGCAUGCUGGGCAAGUUCUUUGUCGUGCGGUACAAGACGAACCGGUACGAAGGCUUGAGCUUCACUGACUUGAUGUUCAGCCUCGACCUUGUGUCGAAAGUGCAAGAGAAGGAGCGCGAGUGCGAGACGAAAGAGAGGGCUGAGCUGGCAGCGCAGGGCAUUCCGACUGUGCAGCACUUUGCCGCGGAUGAAGAAGAGAAGCGGCUGGGAGAGGUGGCAUUCUACUGUCGAUUGGCGAUCGGCAUCUACGGCUGGCCCAUCUACGUGUGGUACUCGCCGUGCUACUGGUUUCGGAUCUUCGGGUGCUUCAAGAAACCCCUAGACGACCAGGUCUUUGAGCACGACAACUUCGUACAUGGCAACCGCUCGAGCUUCAUCCACUACACUGGCGUCAAGGACGCGGAUCUAGUGUACCUCAAUUGUCGGAACUUUGUGUUCCAGGCGCCGUACAGCAUUGUCAGGGACAAGGAACGCAAGGAGCUCAUCAUCAGCGUGCGUGGCAGUAUGUCGUUCUAUGACUUUGUGACGGACGGAUUGGCGCAGAUCGUGCAGAUGGAGCCCAGCGAACUGCCGGAUGACAUUCCGUACGCAUUCGACACUCGGACGCACAUGGGCAUGCUCCGAACAGCACGGCAGAUAUUCAAGGACCUGCAGGAAGGCACGCGGAAGGUCGUGUUCUGGGACUUUGCAACGGCCAACUGCUCCGUCAGUGGCUCGACGGCCGACGAGGAAAAGGGGUGGAAGAUUGUGGUCUGUGGACACUCGAUGGGUGCGGGCGUCGGCUGCAUCCUCGCCAUCUUACUGCGCAAGAUCUUCCCCAAGACGCGAGCCUUUUUGUACGCAACGCCGCCGUUGUUCGACCCUGACACAGCAGCGUGGACGAAGGCGUUUGCGACGACUGUGGUGUACGGCGACGACAUUGUGCCACGACUGUCUAUCUCGAACAUGACGCAGUUGCGCGAUGAGAUGGCGACUCACUAUGAUGCCGUGGCGGAUGAACCGCUGUUCAAGGUCAAGUACGGCGCUCGCGGGAAGCUGAAAGAGUUAACGGAAGAACGGCAGCAGCCCGUGGCCGCUGUGGGUCCAGAGGCGAGCACUUGUCGAGUCGUGGGCAGCCUUCCUACAGUGCUGGAAAACGCGCCUCCUACGAACACCGGCGACACAGCAGUGGACACAAGCUCAAGGUCUCUGGCCAGCACGUGUCCGUAUCAGAUCAACAGCUUGCGCGGGCCGACGGACUUUGGCUCUUCAGCCCUCAACGUCAUUAGUCGGCCGUCUCGCGAGCUCAGCAACUCGACGAUGAUCACGCUUCCACAGGAAGACUCGACGCAAGAAGUGGACGUGCCCGGUGAGAUUGUCCACAUUCAGACCGUGAAGAUGGCGCGUCGUUGUGGCUGCACUGUCUUUCUCGGCGAGCAGAAGCUGCAGUACACGCUCCGCGACGCGAGCUACUUCCGCCGCAUUUGGGUCACGCCCCGUGCCUUGCAGGACCACAUGGUGCACCAUUACGACCGCAAGAUCCGCUACCUCGUGAGCGACUGCAUGGACUUUGAGACCCCUGAGGCAGCCCAUCGGCCUAGUGCCAGUGCACCCGCCAGUGCUACUGGGGCCUUCUGGGUUGACGGCAUUGACUUUGACGAGAACGCCAAGACCCCGGGCACGCCUUUGACAGACUACAAGGAAAUCGCUGUUGUCGUGUGA
Molecule: messenger RNA, 2376 nt
Organism: Hyaloperonospora brassicae
Lineage: Eukaryota; Oomycota; Peronosporomycetes; Peronosporales; Peronosporaceae
Source: the annotation of a GenBank genome assembly